Penicillium malachiteum is the source of this 1242-nucleotide messenger RNA. Its product is annotated as CTD-interacting domain-containing protein. Gene Ontology annotation, cellular component: RNA polymerase II, holoenzyme. Gene Ontology annotation, biological process: mRNA 3'-end processing. The transcript is spliced from 5 exons. Gene Ontology annotation, molecular function: RNA polymerase II C-terminal domain binding. Lineage: Eukaryota; Fungi; Ascomycota; Eurotiomycetes; Eurotiales; Aspergillaceae. The coding region runs from base 1 to 1242 and encodes 413 amino acids. The record is from RefSeq and is a predicted model, not a curated record.
AUGGCGUACACAGAUGAUGCUGUUAAAGCUAAGCUGUCUGCCUUGAAUGAGACACAGGAAAGCAUUGUCACUGUCGCGCAAUGGGUUAUGUUUCACAGGCGACACGCCGAUCGAACCGCUCAGAUUUGGCUUCAAAAGAUCCGCGACGCUCCUCCUCUCAAACGCCUCAACCUUGUUUACUUAGCCAAUGAGGUCUCCCAACAAUCCAAGGCCCGUGGUAGAGAAGAAUUUCUGAUCGCAUUCGCACCAAUUAUCGCCGAGGCUACCGCUACAGCAUACAAGGGCUCAUCAAAUGAUAUUCAGCAAAAGCUUCGUCGGGUUGUGGAAGUAUGGAGACAGCGCAAUGUAUUCGAGGGUCCUAUUCUGGAUGCGGUGGACGCUCGCGUGAACGAAAUUGACAAGACUCGAUCAACCACCAAGAAACAGUCUCUCGGUGGCUCCCUCUUUCGCGACUCAUCAUCCGGCUCUACUCCAUCUGAACUCCAACCUCUUGUACCCCUUCAAGUUGCCGUUAAUAAAGCUACUAUCGCCGCCAAUUCAUCGAGUGCUAAAGCGACAUCCGAGUAUGACAAAAUGCAUGAUACAAAAGAGCCACAGCCCGCCCCUCCUGUGCGUGCGGCUCGUCUGAGCCAGCUUCGGAAAUCACUUGUUGCCGCAGAGAGCGUUAUGGCCGAACUUAUCAAAUCACGACAGGAUAUGAUUGAUGGACUUGAAAAGAUUCUUGGAAUGCACCGAUCUGAACAAGCAAAAGAGAUAUCCGUUGCUGAACGGCUCACAGAGAAGAGGGUCCAGACCGAUAACGAGAAGCGUGACGUUGAGGAUGCGAUUAUGCAAAACAUGACUGAGGACCACUCUCCUUCCCAUGAAUUCGCCGAGGGAGGAGAGUUUGACCGUCCUGAGGCAGAAGCCUUGACUCCCCCCCCUGUGGAAUCCAUUACUCCCGUGGGCUCUCCCAAGCCGGAGCCACAGCCUCAGCAGCAGAAAACUAGCCAUGGCCCUUUCACUGACGACCAGGAAGAGCCAAUUCCUCAGGGUUUAGUCAUUCCUGAUAUCACACAGCCGGAUAACGGACUCGCAUUCCCUGACGACCUGUCUCCUGGCGGUGGCAAUGAUUUUGAUUUCGGUGCAAAUGGGUCCAAGAGGCGCAAAGUGGCGCAUGAGGAGGAGGAUUAUGCUCAGUAUGCCGCUGGGGACCUCGAUGCAGACGUGGCGGCGUUGAUCGCCCAGCAAGCAAAGCAGUGA